Tetranychus urticae (two-spotted spider mite) is the source of this 2416-nucleotide messenger RNA. Its product is annotated as S-adenosyl-L-methionine-dependent tRNA 4-demethylwyosine synthase TYW1. Lineage: Eukaryota; Metazoa; Arthropoda; Arachnida; Trombidiformes; Tetranychidae. Gene Ontology annotation, molecular function: 4 iron, 4 sulfur cluster binding; catalytic activity; FMN binding. Gene Ontology annotation, biological process: wybutosine biosynthetic process. The record is from RefSeq and is a predicted model, not a curated record.
CUAUUUUAAGCUUCAUUUCGUUUGAUAAAAAUUAGUUUGCUGUUUAGAUAAAUUUAUUGUUCAUCAACUGUUUGUGUUUAGUUAAUAAUUAAUUAAUAUUAAGUUAACAUUAUACCAACCUUUAAAUUUUAACAAAUCAGUCACCCUGACAUGGAGAGAUUUUUUAACCUUCCAGGAUUAAGUGGCAUUUUAACACAUAGAUUUUUUGUACCUGUGAUAAUAUCAACGUUUGCUGUGGCUUACAUUUACCGGAAUAAGAAACAAAUUAAAGAACUUGAAGACAAAGCUGCAAAUGAUGCUGAGAGACAAUCUGGAUGCUGCCAAAAUGCUUGUGGCCGCGGAGACGAUGCUACCGAGAACAAAUGUUGCUCAGCUGUAAAUGUUCCUAAUGGCUAUCAAUACCAACCUUAUGUGAUUAUUAUUCUUUAUGCUACACAGACAGGUACAUCAAGAAAAUUAGCUUGCUUAAUGUAUGAAAAAAUUAGAGAUCUUAGCUGUUCUGAUAAAAUCAAGCCAAUACUAGUUGAUGUAGCUAAUUUUGAUCUGAAAAAUUGCCUGAAAGAGCAUGGAGUUUCUGGUUCUCGUGCAAUAUCUCUUGUCUUCUUUGUCUCUACCCACGACGAUGGUAAUCCUCCUACUUCAGCUGCUGAUUUUUUUUCAAAAGUAAAAGCUGGUUAUUAUGAUGAAGAGAUGCAGAAAAUCACGUUCGCAAUCUUCGGCUUAGGAAAUUCUGUUUACAAAGAUUUAUUUUGUAAAGCAGCUAACGACUUUGACGAAUUAUUUAUCAAAAGUGGAGCUGUAAAAAUUUUCGAUACUCAGCUUUUUGAUGAAGACAGUGGGAACGACGUUCUUAAAGUAGCAGAAUCAUGGUAUAGCCGUGUACUUGCCAAUAUUGACCUUUUACUUCAGUCAAGUAAAGCUAAAGCAACUUGGAUCGAUCAGAUCGACGAAGAAGUAUUAUUUGCUACAGAUGAAUUUUCAGACCAACAUGAAAGCUCAGAAGAGGAAGACGACUAUGAAGAGGACGAGCAUAAUAAUCGCGAUGAUAUUGGGGACAUUGAAGAUCUAGUUGCUUUACCGGAGAAAAACAAAGUUUCUAAUGGUGAUGUUAAAGAAAUGACCAAUGAAAUCAUCAGAAAAAAUCUCACCAAACAAGGAUAUAAAUUGGUUGGUUCACAUUCUGCCGUCAAAAUGUGCCGUUGGACCAAAUCAAUGCUUCGAGGUAGAGGAGGAUGCUAUAAACACACCUUCUACGGUAUUGAGAGUCAUCGAUGCAUGGAAACAACUCCUAGUCUUGCUUGUGCCAAUAAAUGUGUCUUCUGUUGGCGUCAUCACACAAAUCCUGUUGGAACUGAAUGGAAAUGGCAAAUGAAUGAACCAGAGUUUAUUGUCGAGGAGAUUAUAAAAAAUCAUGUAAAAAUGAUUAAUGAGUUCAAAGGUGUACCUGGUGUGUUACCUGAAAGAAUUGAAGAAGGUUUCAAAGUGAGACACUGUGCCUUAUCCCUUGUUGGUGAACCAAUAAUGUAUCCUAAAAUUAAUGAAUUACUUAAAUUACUUCAUUAUAAGGGCAUAUCAACUUUCCUAGUCACCAACGCACAAUUUCCUGAAGAAAUACGAAACUUGACGCCCAUUACACAGCUUUAUGUCUCUGUAGACGCCUCAACUCCCGAAGCUUUGAAAAGAAUCGACAGGCCACUUUUCAAAAAUUCUUGGGAUCGUUUCAUAUUCAGUCUUGAGGCUUUAUACCACAAAAAAAUUCGAACCGUGUACAGAUUAACAUUGGUUAAAUCUUGGAAUACAGAUGAGAUUGAAAACUAUGCCGACCUUGUCAUCAAAGGUAAUCCAGAUUUCAUUGAAAUCAAAGGUGUAACCUUUUGUGGAACUAGUAAAGCGGGAAAAAUAACUAUGGAUAAUGUUCCUUGGCAUGAAGAAGUUGUUAAAUUUAGUCAAGCAUUGGCUGCUGAAAUCGACCAUGAUUGGGAAAUAGUUUCCGAACAUGAACAUUCAAAUUGUGUCCUGAUCGCUCAGAAAAAAUUCAAAAUAAACGGAAAAUGGCAUACAUGGAUUGAUUUCGAUAAAUUCAUCACCCUUGUUAAACGUUAUUAUGAUAGUGAUGGAAAAGAAGAGUUUGAUGCUCUCGACUAUGCUCUUGAAACACCAGAAUGGGCCUUGUUUGGUUCGAAAGAACAAGGUUUUGAUCCAAAAGAAAAAAGAUUUAACCGUAAAGCCAAAGUGUAAACUGCAGAAUCUUGAAUCCACAUCCAUUCCUCCAAUCUCAGUUUUUUGCAUUAAUUUACAGCUGAUCAAGUAUUUCGAUAAUUGUAUAAAGUUGUAUAACAUAUGAAAUAACAAUCGAUCGAAUUCGAUUUCAAACCCAUAAUCUCUAUUGAUUAUAAAUAAACUUUUUUCACGUUAA